ACUACGGUUUCCAUAACAAUCUGAGCUCACGGUUUUGGCUUCUGUCUGUUUUAUUAAUUUAUGUAUGAGUAAAAAAAACUAUAUGUUUUUAAUGUUUUAGUUUAAAUGUAGAAGUAUGUGUGAUACGUUAAGCUUGAAGUAAGCCUCUGUUUAGUUUUUGAGUACAUGUUUUAAAGGGAUAAUAUUACUUACAAAGCAACUAUAAGCGGAAAAUAAAAGGAUAAAAUGUCGGAUAUUGAAAAUGAAGUUUUCGAAAAGGAAAAUGAAACUAACAAGAACAGUCUGUUAUCUUCUCCAAACACUGUACCGAACGGGUCUGAGAUUCCACGUAAAAAGAAGAAAUGGUCGAAAAAACGCUCAAUCAUAAUCUUGAUCAUAUUAAUAGUCAUGAUAGUAUGGUUAUUAGCAAUUGGUAUAGGUGUUGGAUUUGGCUUACCCGAACUUCUAGAAGAAAAGACAAAACCGUUAGACCAAAAUGAAACUGUGCGUUUGGGUGCAAGAAGUGGCAAUGGGAAUACGGGUGGUUUAACCAUCAAUAUAUCUCAUGCAAACCAAUCUGAUGUAGAAAUUAAUAGGGAAAUAGUGAGCGUUCGGGAUCAUAUAGAAAAGACAACCGAAUUGUUAAAAUUUCAAUCUACUACACGGGAUCCUGUAGAUGCUGAACGGACUAAAUUAGAAAAAGAGCUUGAGCGAAAGUUAAAAAGAAAAAACGGCGUUGAUCUCACUUACGUAGAAGAUACAACAAAAGCUGGAUUAAAUACAACCGUCGAGUCUCGUGUACAGGUGACCACCCAAUCAAUUAGUUAUAUAAGCACUGAACCGACUAGUGUCAAGGUGACCACUGAGUUAAAAUUAAACGAAACAAAAAUCGUUGAUAAGACAGUAGACGAAACAACUAAAUCAAAAUUACAAAAAGCAGGGGUCACUGACCAGACUACGUUAGAAGAUAUAUCCGAACCAGAAAUUAAUAGUACCACAGAUUUUCCAUCCAAAAGAAAAAAGACUGUCCGAUUAGUAACCGUAGGAGCAGUAGCUGCUGACCAUGCUAAAUGUUCAGAUAUUGGCAGGGAUAUAUUAGAUAUAGGUGGUUCAGCAGUAGAUGCAGCAAUAGCUACAUUAUUAUGUAAUGGUAUCAUGCAACCACAUAGCAUGGGUAUCGGUGGAGGUUGUUUUAUGGUGCUUUACGAUCAACAGAGACAAUCUGCUGACGUUAUUAAUGGACGAGAAGUUGCCCCAAAAGCCGCAACUUUCAACAAGUAUACCAACAAGUCACCUUUAUUUGGUCCACUAUCAAUUGCUGUUCCUGGAGAAGUAAAAGCUUACUGGGCGGCUCAUCAAAAAUAUGGAAAAAUACCAUGGAAAGAUUUAUUUGCUCCUUCUAUCAAAAUGGCGAGAGACGGUGCACCGUUGUCCGCGUCGGCAGCUCGUGGUUUAAGAUUUAUAAGAAACCGCUUGGCUAAAAAUCUUAACACAACACUUAAUGAGUCAUAUCCUGAAUUGUGUAAAAUAUAUUGUGAUGAAAACGGUAAAAUAUUAAAAGAAAAUAGUACAAUAUAUAGACGUACAUUUGCUGAAACGUUACAGGGUUUAGCUGAAGAAGGGCCAGAAUAUUUAUAUUCUGGGGAAGGUGCUAGAAAACUUAUAAAAGACAUAAAACAGUUUAAUGGUAUUUUGACAAUGGAUGAUUUAAAGAAUUAUAAAUUGAAAGAUACACAAGCUAUAUCUUAUCAAUAUGGUAAUAUAACUCUGCACACAUUAGGUGCGCCAAGUGGUGGACCUGUUAUGGGACUAAUUUUAAAAAUUAUGGAAGGUUUUAACUUCACGGCCGAUGAUUUAUCAAGUUUAGAUAAAAAGGCAGCUAUGUAUCAUAAAAUGAUAGAAUCUUUUAAAUUCGUUUACGCUGAUCGUUUGAAAUUAGCUGACCCUUUGUUUGUCAACUUGGAAAAUUUGAUGAAUAAAAUGGUCUCACCGGAAUAUGCCGACUUUUUACGUGAACAAAUAGACACCAGUUUUACCCAUAAUACAACUUAUUAUACUAAUUUAACUAGUGGUAAUUGGGAUAGUUACGGUACAACGCAUAUUUCUAUAAUAGGACCAGAUGGAGAUGCUGUGGCAGUUACAUCAACCAUUAACUAUUACUUUGGCUCCUUGUUAUAUUCUCCAUCAACGGGUAUUAUAUUGAACAAUGAAAUGGCUGAUUUUUCAUUCCCGGAUAAAACAGUUCUGGACCAGCUUAAAUCUCAAACUUCAAACUACGUAGCACCAGGGAAGACUCCAUUGUCAUCCAUGUGCCCCGCCAUAUUUGUAGACAAUAAUGGCGAAGCUGUUUUAGUUAUGGGUUCAUCUGGUGGGGCCAGAAUAACUACUGUUAAUGCUCAAGUAGCGGCUAGAAUUUUAUGGCUAGACCAGUCAGUGAAAGAAGCUAUACAAACUUUAAGAUUUCAUCAUCAAUUAUUUCCUAAUCACGUCAUAUUUGAACAAAAGUUUUCUAAGGAUGUUAUGAAUUUACUCCAUAAUCAAUAUGGACAUAAAUAUACAGAGAGAACGACAUAUAUGGCAGUGGUGCAAGGAGUAGCACGUGACCCGAUAACGCGGGAAAUUCAUGCUUUCUCAGAUGAACGUAAACAUGGCAAGGCCAGUCUCUUACAGAGAAACAUUACAGUUGUAAACUGAUGGUAUAGAUCUACAAAAUAACAAUGUGGCUACUUUUUAUUGUACGAGAAAUCAGAUCGAAAUAUUCGUUUAUGCCCUGAUGUAACUAUCUAUAUUAUGUGGCCAUUAUAGAGCCGUCCUCUAAUAGAACCAGUAUUGGGUCUAUCCUGCAUUCAACCAGAGGGUUCUACCUCCCUCGUUCAAACAAUAGUAACCUAUUGGGUAGUCGGGAGGAUAUAUGGAUUUACAUGGAGAUUUUCCCGUUUCAUGUUUAAACAUUUAUAAUUAAUUGUGCAGUCGACCUGGAAUAUAUUUGUGAAAACGACAUACCAUUAUUUUGCAGAAGUUGAGGAGUUUUUAUACGCCCACAUUGACAUGUGGUCGUAUAUUGUCGUCUCCCACGCCCGUCCGUCUGUCCGGCGUCCACAAUUGCUUGUGGACGCUCUAGAGGCUAAAGUUUAUAUCCUAUUGAUUUUCACCGAUUUCCGAUAAUUACUACCAGUGUUAUGGCCCUUGAUCACUUUGAAAAAUUUUGUGGAUGCUCUAGAGACCAAAGUUAUCAUCCGAUUGAUAAACAGAGCUUAAGGUCUUGAGAGAACAAGUAUAUUGAUUUUCAAUGAAUUUUGAUAACUUGAACAGCUAAAUUCAUGAUAUGAAAUAUUUCGUAUACGAAACGUUAGCAUGGGGCAGAACUAAAAGCCAAACAAUUUCUAAUGAUUUUCUGAUUAUUACUUAAUGAGUAAAGUUGUUACUCUUAAUCAGAUUUUAGUGUAUUAUAAAUUUUUCAUUACCGACAAUAGAAAAAAUAUGUGACAACUCUUGUUGACUGCACGGACGACUUAGCUGCUGUGGGUGUAUGUUCCGUUGCCUGGCAACCUAUCUUUAACAUUUCUAAACUCUAUAUAGGAUCUGUCGUAUCUAUCUAUAAUGGUUUGUUUCUCUCGGGAUUCGGACAGAGGUAGGGUUGUUUUCUUCGUUUAUUUUGAACAUCUUCAGUCGAGAAUUGAAGUUGGGGUGAAUCCACCAACGAUCCAUAACUAGUACUAUAUUCCAUAUACAUUGUGCUGGUAGCCAAAGCUACAAUAUAUCUUGUUGUCAGCCCUGUCUGUCGGUCUGUUCGCCCAUCCACAGUUUUUGCCAACACUGCAGAUCCUGGCAAGGAUAUUUCGUCUGGUAUUAAGUAGAAACCACAGAAAGUGCCUCGAGUCCUAAAAAGCCUUUCGAUUUACUUAUCUUCCAUGUAAAAUCUUUAUAUGUACACAGGUAAAUACUGAUAAUUUUUAUUCAUCAUAUAUGUGUGUGUCUGUGCGUGUCAAUUAUUAUAUUAUAUUACGUAUAUUUUUCAUUGUAUUUACUUCCCCUGUCUACAGCGAUGGAGACAGUUUCUUUUGUAAAGAAAACGUUGAUUUACUCGCUGUGGGUUUUCAUUUGCUGGGGGAGAGAGAAACUUUAUCCAUGUAUAUAUAAUGAUUCGUUCUUUGUACUUUUAUAUAUUAUUAAAGAUGUUGACCAAAUAAAAUGAG
Patella vulgata (common limpet) is the source of this 4175-nucleotide messenger RNA. Its product is annotated as glutathione hydrolase 1 proenzyme. The coding region runs from base 226 to 2673 and encodes 815 amino acids. The transcript has 13 exons. Gene Ontology annotation, cellular component: plasma membrane. The record is from RefSeq and is a predicted model, not a curated record. Gene Ontology annotation, biological process: glutathione catabolic process. Lineage: Eukaryota; Metazoa; Mollusca; Gastropoda; Patellidae. Gene Ontology annotation, molecular function: glutathione gamma-glutamate hydrolase.